This is a messenger RNA of Phragmites australis (common reed), 1841 nucleotides long. RefSeq lists its product as uncharacterized. The transcript has 6 exons. The record is from RefSeq and is a predicted model, not a curated record. Gene Ontology annotation, molecular function: GTPase activity; GTP binding. Lineage: Eukaryota; Viridiplantae; Streptophyta; Magnoliopsida; Poales; Poaceae. Bases 357 to 1604 code for a protein of 415 amino acids.
GCAGAAGAGAAGCCGCCAGGUCCAAUUCGGCCCAUUGAAAUCUGACCGCGGGUUGGAGAAUGUUUAAGAAUAGAAAUACGCGAACUCAGUGUGAAAGCGUAAACAUUUUGUUACCGCCUUCAUUGGAAUUGUCGCGGAUUAGAGAAUGUUUAAGCACCGGCGAAAACAGAAAUACGCGACCUCGGUAUGAUUGUGUUACCGCCUUCUACCGUUCGUUCUCUUCCUGCCUCCUCCCCCGCCCCACCCCCGCCUCGUUACUGGCGCAUCGCGUCUCGGAACUGCCCCCUCGGCAGCGAGGAACCAAAGCCAGAAUAUUUCUGAUCCGGUGUUAGGAUACAGGGGUUUGUUGCGAGGCUAUGGAGGGAUCCCUGGAGGCGCGACCCGGCGUACUCCUCGUCGGCGCCCCCGGCGCCGGCAAGCGAACCAUCCUCUCCCGGUUGCUUGCUGCUGAAAUACCGGAAACACAUGACUUGUCAUCGGGUGUGCUUUGUCAGGGGUGGACAAUUGAAACAAAAUAUUAUUCAGCUGACCUUUCCAUUUGGACAGCAAAUCUCGGGGACGGGUUUUCUCUUGGCUCCCUCCCUCAUCUAGAUCAGUUGGCUGCUCUUGUUAUGGUCUUCGAUAUGAGUGAUGAAUCCUCCUUUCUGACUCUCCAACGUUGGGUUGCCAAUGUUGACAUUCAGAGGUUUGAAGUCUUGUUGUGUAUUGGAAAUAAAGCAGAUCUUGUACCUGGCCAUGGUGCGCAUGUAGAAUACAGGAGGCGUAUGCAAAGGCUUGGGGAGUCAAGUUCUGAUCCACAUCCUGAAUAUUUGGAUUUUGGGAUAAACAAAAGUGAGGGUUGUGGCUUGUUAUCAGGGGAAGAGCCAUGCAUAGAGAUCAGAGACUCCACUUCACAGUGGUGCAUUGAGCAGAACAUAGAGUAUAUUGAGGCUUGUGCUUCCAAUGCUGACUUUGAUAAAUGUCUAUCAGUGGAUGGUGAUAGCCAAGGCUUAGAGAGACUCUUUGGAGCUCUUUCUGCACAUAUGUGGCCUGGAAUGAUUCUGAAAUCUGGAAACAAAAUAACUGCUCCAUCCUUGGUUGAGAAAGAAGAAUCUACAGAUGAUGAAUCCACCUAUGAAUUUGAGUACGAUGUCCUGUCCCAUGGAUCUGAUGAGCAGUGGGAAUUCGUUGGCGAGUCAAGUACAUCCAGGACCUUUGAGGGAUUAAAUGAGGCUAGUGAUACACAGGAUCACACGCAUCAAGCUGUGAAGGGUGAUGCUGACUCUUCAGCAUCCAACCCUCUCCCGAAUGACACUUCCACAGAAACUGCUGAAUCAAGUACUGCAACUCAGGACCACAAAACUAAGGAUAGUGGUCAUGUUGAUAACACCGAAGCAGAUACUGAUGAGAAUCAUCAAUCUGACGCCCCAGAGGUUAAUAAGCUCUUUGAGGAUGAACAUUAUGGCCUUGAUGAUCUGGAGCGGCUAAUGUCAGAGAUUGGCAACAUGCGAUCCAACCUAAGGCUCAUGCCUGACUUCCAGAGGAGGGAGACGGCUGCGAAGCUAGCCAUGAAGAUGGCAGCCAUGUUUGGUGAUAAUGACGAAGAGGGCUUUGAGGAUAUCUAAGCAAAUUCAUGUAUUUUACCUUACAGCUGAUUUCUAGACAGGAUUGCAGAUGAUGGCAAGUUCAUUUUGCACAGACAGAUGAGCACCUGGCCCACCUAGGGCAUUUUUCAUUAUUAUGUCUUUCUUCCCUAGUAAAAUUUUGCUCCCGUUGGGUCUUCCAUAUAGUUGCUGCUACUGUUGUAAGAUGUAUUAGUAUGACUUAUUCCCUUGAAUCCACUGGAAUAACUUUGUGAAUUA